This is a messenger RNA of Racocetra persica, 485 nucleotides long. The record is from the annotation of a GenBank genome assembly. NCBI's taxonomy places the organism in Eukaryota, Fungi, Glomeromycota, Glomeromycetes, Diversisporales, Gigasporaceae.
UAAACUUGAGCGCUCCAGUUAUAGCUUCAAUCGCCAUAAUAACUCUCUCAUCAGAUUAUUCUUACUCUAAUUUCUUAGAUAAUGCUAGUUCCCAUAGUCAAUAUGGGUACGGAUUAUAUGGCGCUUGUCUUACAACUUCAUCUACAUUUUUAGCUUCAACCUUGGACGCAUCCUCAUCUACAACUAGAUGCAUUUCUUAUUCGGAUGCUAGCACUAGUUUUACCGGAGUCAACACGAGUUUGUAUGGUGGCGUGCAAUUUCUUGAAGCUUUGCAUACAAUUGGAGAGAUUGUUUUUUACGCAGUUCUUCAAAAAGAUCUAGACAAUGCAAUUUCUAGUGCUGGAUUUGCUUUGACUGUUUUAUCGUUUAUAUGCACAAUAGCAAUAGUUUUUAUAUAUUGGAAAACUAAUUCAAUGCCUCAAGAAGAAGAUCAGAAACAGUUCUAUGAUACAACUUCAUAUAAUUGUGUUGUGGAAACGCCUUAA